Ahaetulla prasina is the source of this 3215-nucleotide messenger RNA. It is a transcript of the gene CDR2, whose product is annotated as cerebellar degeneration related protein 2. The transcript has 5 exons. Bases 27 to 1556 code for a protein of 509 amino acids. NCBI's taxonomy places the organism in Eukaryota, Metazoa, Chordata, Lepidosauria, Squamata, Colubridae. The record is from RefSeq and is a predicted model, not a curated record.
CUUUGCCACGUUGCUUCUCCGGCCUCAUGGACCCGCCCCCUGAGCCCCCCUGGAGGGGCGGGGCGGGGCGUUCGGGAGAGUCCGGAGGCGCUCGGAAGAGCUCGGGAGCGGCUUUAAAGGCAGCGCGCAGCCCGGCGCCCGCAGGGACGGUGAGCGGUGGCGGAGGCGGCGGCGCGAUGCUCACCGACAGCCUGGUGGAGGAGUUCGAGAUCCGCGAGGAUGAGCCGUGGUACGACCAGCAGGACCUGCAGCAAGAUCUUCAUCUGGCUGCUGAACUGGGGAAGACGCUUUUGGACCGAAAUACGGAACUGGAGUCCUCUCUGCAGCAGAUGUAUUCCACCAACCAGGAGCAACUGCAGGAAAUAGAGUAUCUUACCAAGCAGGUGGAUCUUCUACGCCAAAUGAACGAUCAGCACGCCAAAGUCUACGAGCAACUGGACGUCACGGCGAGAGAACUAGAGGAUACUAAUCAAAAACUGGUGGUUGACAGCAGGGCCUCCCAGCAAAAGAUAGGAAGUCUCACGGAGACCAUUGAGAACCUCCAGACUCACAUCGAUGAACUGCAGAGGCAGGUGGAAGAGUUGAAGACCUCUGGGCAAAGCCACGUAAAUUACGAAAGACCCGAGCAGCCCAAAUCGGUCCAGAGUUUUCCAUGCCUGAAAGAACUGUACGAUCUCCGCAAGUAUUUUGUCUAUGAUCAUAUAUUUGCAGAAAAGAUUAUAUCAAUGGAUAGUCAACUAAGUCCCGUAGAAGAGGAAAACCAGAAUUUGAAGAAGGCCGUAACUCUCUUGCAAACUCAGCUCAAUGUGGAAAAAGAAAAGAGAUUGUCUAUGGAGGAAGAGUACAGUUUUCUGCUGAAGGAAAACACGGAUCUGGAGCAACGGCUGGUGGACAACCAUCUGUACCAGGCGAGAGCCGAGGAACUGGAGACGGAAGUGGCUGAAAUGAAGCAGCUCUUUAAUUCUGGAAGCCCCUGUCCGAAUAGGAUGGAGCAACUUCCCCUGGAAUCUUUUUUCAUUUCUCUCAAAGACCCCUUAGAAAAAGAACUCAGCCAUGGUCCUUGGGACGGGAUGUCCUUCAUCCUUCCUGAACUUGAAAAGAAGUCCCUCAAAAGAAGCAGCAGCGAGAGCUUGCUUAACAGCGGGGCGGGCGAGGACCUCUUCAAAGGCCACGAAGAGACCUGCAUCAGGAGGGCGGAAGCCGUCAAGCAACGGGGCGUCUCUCUACUCAAUGAGGUUGACGCCCAAUACAAUGCCUUGAAGGUCAAGUAUGAAGAACUUCUGCAAAAGUGUCAAACAGACAAAGAAUUACUAGAUCACAAGGCUGUGCAGACCUCAAAACAGCGUCCCAAAGAUGUCCGUAGUGGGUGUGUACCCCUGGAUGGGGGUCUUAGGGAGCCCGGUUCCCUGACUGCUGAUUCAGCCAACUUCUCUUCCAACGCUUCUCCUGAAUAUAAACUUCUCUUCAAGGAGAUCUUUAGUCGUAUCGAAGAAACCAAAAAGGAAAUUGAUGAACAUCGGGCAAAAUAUAAGUCUUUCUCUUCUCAGUGUCCUUAAAAAGUAUGACGGGGAUCAAAAAUAAUAAUUUUUUUUCAUGAUGUCAUUCUUUUAAUGUUUCUUAGGGAACAAGAUGUAAACUUGGCUCAGGAUUGGCGGAUUUUCCGUAAAAUGGGUUGGAUCCACUUGGUUAGUUCUACCGAGUUGGAAUCCGGUUGAUUCCGUCUCGCCCUGCACAAAGUUCUCUCCGGAGGGCGAGUCUUUGACAACCAGUUUGCAAAUUAAUUUUAUUACGCAACUCAAUUAACAAUUCUAAUUCUGCUGGGGGGAAAAAACCUGACAUGUUAUAGAAAUGAAAACCACAGUGUUAUACCACACAGCUUAUAUUACGCACAAUAACAACUCUUCUGGACUUAAGACACAUCCUGGGGUUGAAAACCAAAAUAUAGAUUUUUGUCAACCUUCCGCUGCAUUAGAAGACUAAAUAUUACAAAACAGCCUCCAUAUCAAAAGUAAGCCGAGCAAAAUAAAAAACAACAGAGUCCCCUAUUUCACUUUAACUUAAAUCCUUCCAGCGUGUUUUCAAGGAUUUGAUUUUCUGGAAAUGGUCUACCACACAGCCAACUCGAGGCCAAAUUGGGAAGGAUUUAGAGCAUCUUAAGCCACAGAGUCACCUAUUAUCACACCAGCAAAUAGGCUGUAUGUAGAAAGGGCCAAAUAUAUGCUGUGAUAAUCUUUCAUCCUUUUAAACCUCCUGCAGAAACUCGCAUCUGUUGCAAAGUCCAAUAACUCUGUAGUUUUAGAGCAAACAUUUACUAUUAUUUUUUUUUUGCCUGGGAAGAGAAGUGGAGAAUUUAAAGUCCCUUCCCUUAGUUCUGAGUUUUUAAGAAAAAUUAAAAGAGUUCAAUAGUUCUCUCAAAAUAUACGCGAAUAGGUCAGCUGCCAGCCACCGUCACAAAAGGUGACUUGUUAUUUUUUUCAAAGAAAAGGGAUCUGUUUCAUAUUGCAUUCCUAAUUUAAAAAGAAGAAUUUGAGCUGCCUGCAGGAAGAAGGAAAAAAAAACACCCCAAUUGCAGUUUUAAAAAUCUUGGCUGCUGUUACAAAUUCACCUGCCUUAUCUACCGAGGGUAGUUUGUUCUACUUCAAUUCUGCCACGUGGUGCAUUUCCAUUUACUACCAGUUUGUUUGGUCUUAUUGGGUGUUUUGCAAAUAAGGGCAAAUAAAUCCUUUCUGCAAUUAAGUUUGUGCUGCUUUCUGGUUGGGCGCAUUUUUUAAAAAAUAUUUUUAUUCGACAUUUUUCACCUUUAAAAUCACAAUUACUUUUAUAGCUUUCCAUAAUCAGAAUUUUUUCUUAAUUCCAAUUUAUCCUUCGGCUUAUUGUGUACGUAUACAUUCUUAUUUCUUAAGUACUUAUUUAUAUAAUAUAUACCGUACAAUAUAGACAUAUCUAUUACACGCUAAAUAUGUAUUUUUCAUUAUAUUAUCGUCUCUUAACAUUCACUAUACAUUAAUUGUAGACUUCUUUUCCAGCCAGUUACACCACCUAUUCCAUGUUUCAUCGUAUACUGUUUCCUCUCUUGUCCCUUAAUUCCAUCGUUAAGUUUGUUUAACAUCAUUGUGUUUGAUGGUGUGUGUUGUUCUUUCCAAUUUUGGGCAAAUGUAAUUCUGGCUGCGGUGAUUAUACGGAGCACGAGAUAUUAAAUUUCUUUAUUCAUCUUU